Messenger RNA from Blastomyces gilchristii SLH14081, 2596 nucleotides. RefSeq names its product pre-mRNA splicing factor. The transcript is spliced from 3 exons. Gene Ontology annotation, molecular function: RNA binding. The record is from RefSeq and is a predicted model, not a curated record. Bases 299 to 2095 code for a protein of 598 amino acids. NCBI's taxonomy places the organism in Eukaryota, Fungi, Ascomycota, Eurotiomycetes, Onygenales, Ajellomycetaceae. Gene Ontology annotation, cellular component: U2 snRNP; catalytic step 2 spliceosome; U2-type prespliceosome. Gene Ontology annotation, biological process: mRNA cis splicing, via spliceosome; regulation of alternative mRNA splicing, via spliceosome.
GCCGUUCAACGGUGCCUAUGGUGGCAUUGGAAAGAACCCUACAAUACAUAUCUACGCUUCAGAAUUCAUUUCAUUUAUACUCUUCCACCCUUCUACCCUUCUAUUUGCGUUGUUGACCAUAAACACGACUCGGGGCAGAUGCCCCGAACUGCCUAUUUGAGACUAGAUCAUUGUCUAAAUCACGUGAGUAGAGCCUCCAGGUUGAUCUUAAGCUAUAUAUAUAUAUUAUAUAUCCCUCGCCGCAUCGAACCCGCGCUUGACAGACAUCUCUCUGCCAGCAACAGCCAUACCGCCCGUCAUGACUCCGUCUGCUACAAAUGGAGCCGCUACGACGCCGCCAGGCUUACCCGAGGAAGUGAGCAAACCUCCCGAGGGCAUUGUUCUGCCGCCUAAAGAUAUUAGAACUAUUAUUGAGAAGACUGCCGGAUUCGUGGCGCGUAACGGUCCUGUUUUUGAAGACCGAGUCCGCGAAAAAGAAAGAUCUAAUCCGAAAUUCUCCUUUUUAAAUCCGAGCGAUGCAUAUGCCGCAUUUUACUCAUGGCGCCUCAGCGAAAUCAAGGCUGGUAGGGGGACUGCGGUUUCUGCUGGCCGAGCUGGGGAACCGGUGGCAGCAACAGAGCCCGAGAAACCAAAAGGCCCUGCUCAGCCCCCAGAAUUUCAUUACUCUGCGCGUAUGCCGAAUAUCAAUGCUCUGGAUCUAGAAGUAGUCAAACUGACUGCCCUGUUUGUCGCCAAGCGAGGGAAAUCGUUCAUGACCGCCCUGUCCCAGCGCGAAACGAGAAACUUCCAGUUUGACUUCCUUCGGCCGCAGCACAGCCUCUACCAGUUUUUCACUCGGCUUGUCGACCAAUACACAUCCCUUCUUCAAGUAGACGAAUCCGAUGGCCCCAAUUCAACGUCGAGUCGAAUAGUGGAGCUAGAGAAAAAUGUGAAGGACAAGUAUCACAUCCUAGAUCGUGCAAAACAGCGUUCAGAGUGGGUCAAAUUCCAGGAACAACAGAAGCAAAAGAAGGAGGAGCAAGAUGAACAAGAACGUAUCGCAUACGCACAGAUUGAUUGGCAUGAUUUCGUGGUAGUGGAAACGGUUCUGUUCACGGAAGCGGACGACCAGGCCGAGCUCCCACCCCCUACAUCAUUAAACGAUCUCCAGACCGCCUCUCUAGAACAAAAGGCAAUGAUGUCUCUACAACCUCACGACAGACGUAUCGAAGAAGCCAUGCCCACUGACGAAGAAACAACCUACUACAAUGCCUAUCCACCCCCGCAAGGCGUCUCCUCCCCAACCCUACAGCCCGCCAUGCCUGCCCCUACCUCAGACUUCCAAGCGCAACAGCCAUCCCCAUUCACCCCGCAAUCCCCCACACCUAUCUCGACCCCAACAACUCCAAUGACCGCACCUGUAGUCUCUGAAGAAGAAGACCGCAUCCGUGAACGUCAACAAGAGCGCCAACGGGCACAGGCAGCGCAGGCCGCCGCACGCGCCGUACCCACUCCACCACCAGGCUCCACCCAACCUAUGCGUAUUCGUUCCGACUACGUGCCUCGCGCCCAAGCCAAACGCCUCAACACUACUGCCACCCCAACAACGCUCUGCCCCAACUGCAGGCAGCAAAUCCCCGUCAACGAAAUCGACCAUCACAUGCGCAUUGAGCUACAGGACCCUCGUUGGAAGGAGCAACGCGCAAAGGCGGAAGCCCGCUACGCAACUACAAAUCUCUCCACUGCGGACGUUUUCAAUAACCUCAAGCGCCUGGCUAGUCAGCGAACGGACGUGUUCGAUCCUUCCCUUAGCGCAGUUGAGAGUCCAGGAGUCACCACUGAUGGCGCCCAGGAGGGUGAUGGUAGCGGCUCGCUCGAUCCAGAGGAGGAAGGGAGACGUAAGCGCGCUGCGACGGGUAUGGGGAUUGGUGGGAUGCCACUGGGUAUGCCUGGUUAUGAGCUCGCUCCGGGUCAAAGUCACCCACCGGACCGACCUGGGCAACCCCAGGGCCCGCAUAUCCCUGGUCAUCCACCGCCUGGCGGCCCGCCGCCGCCCGGGCAGAGUGUUAAUAUCGAGGAGCAGAUCAGACAUAUUCAUCAGAAGUUUAAGCAGUGAACUAUCUAACAGAUUAUGGGAAAAUGAGGAGAAUGGAUGCAAAAUAAUUUUUGGGGGGGAGGGUGUUCUUUUUCACAUGGUUAGCUGUGUUUGUUCUAUUAUAUUCUACCCUGCGUUUCUGGGCUGGAGUUUCUUUUUUUUUUCUUUUUUUUUUCUUUUUUUCUUUUUUUCAUUUUUAAUUUUAUUGCAUCAUUGUAUUAUUCCAUCUACUAUAUGCUAGGGGAGGUAAACUACUAGGUAUAAUUAGGGAAUUACCUCCACCGUUUAUGAAGGGAUUGGAUACAUCCACCUCCAAAUAAAACUGUACAACUUAGCUUCGUCCUUAUCCUUAUAUCUUCUACAACACAAGGGCCACUGCGGGAGAGAAAAAUAGAUUCUCAAGCUACCGACUAAGAGAAGAGGCCAAGGCAAAAAUAAACGUGAUGAUCAAAUAUUCUCUUAUGAAAUAUAGCGGUUCCUGUCCUACUUCAUGCAUCCCUACCACACAGUAUCAAUCCAUCA